Molecule: messenger RNA, 1065 nt
Organism: Penicillium angulare
Lineage: Eukaryota; Fungi; Ascomycota; Eurotiomycetes; Eurotiales; Aspergillaceae
Product: Mg2+ transporter protein CorA-like/Zinc transport protein ZntB
Exons: 1
Coding region: 1-1065 (354 amino acids)
Source: RefSeq, a predicted model, not a curated record
AUGGCCGACGACCAAUCAGCCUGGCGGGUCCGUGAGUGGUUGGAUCUUGCAGGUUUCGAGGGCGAGACCAGAGACGCACAAGAUCAGCCCCGCAAUCAAAAUGAGGGCACGGGUGCCGCAGUGGAUCUCGAGAGCUCUUACCCGAAGUCAGAGCGCAGGGGAUCUCUACAUAAUAUCUUACGACUCGAGCCUUACGCACCUGAGGCAAUUCGCCUACCCGAGUCACACUCUGGCUAUUCGGCCACUGAAAAAGCGAUCAGUGAUCAGGAGACCGGGCGCUCACUGGAUGCAAUUGAUCAGUUUGGUACGCCUCCAGCUUCCCGGGCUGCCAACUUAGCAUUGUCCCAGGGCUUGGACUUUGACCAACGAGGGGACAAUAGGAAGAAGAAUAAGAAGACAAAGCGACGUAUACCACUUACAUACGAUGAUAUUAUUCAAAAUGCGAGCAAGGCACUAAAGCAUAUCGAGAAGGGGAAUUUGCAGAACGAUUCCCGUCAUGAGAGGACUUCCAUCGUUUAUUACGACUUUCUUCAUGACGGAUCUGUCGACUCAGGGUCUGCGGAAGAUGUUCGGAAACUCCCAGGUUUGGGAAAUGGAUCUAAAUAUAUACGCCAACGCCUGAUUGUAGUAGAGGACCUUUCUAAAAGAACUAUAGAUGGCUUAGGAAUAAGAUACAGAAUUAAUCCAGAAUUUUUCGAGGAGCACCUACUCAAUUCUGGAUAUUCUGGAGCUCACUUCGACCAGUCGCCAUCCAAGACAUGGAGCACAGCCUCGUUGAAAAAGUCCUAUGUUUGCAUGAAGUGGUUUCGACCCGUUUGGCGAAUGCCGACAUACUUCUCCAAUCGAGAUCUCAACGACCUUCUCGAAGACAAGACAGAACAUUUUACUCGCCAUGGGGCAUUCACUACCAGAGCCGAAACAAACAUCUUUCGCUCGGAGUGGGAACUGUGGACAGACCCAGCGAAGACGACACGGGUUAACAGAGAGUGUGGGUGGGAAGAGAAAAUAUCAAUUUGGAGUGGAAGUCUUCCUAAUCAAGAUUGUCAGAUUGGUGAGCCUUUCUAG